AUGGAACCAGUCUCGGCUGUGUUCAGCAUUAUGGCGGCUCUGCCUCAGUGCAUCCAAUCAGCGAAGCAGCUGUACGACCUUCGCGAACGCUAUAAAGACGCCUCGAUGCUUAUCACCGCCAUAUACUCCGAGUCUAUGGUUAUAGCUGCCUCCUUAAGCCAAGUACAGAAUCUCUUGCAGAACGACUCUCUGCUACGGAAACCUUUGCUGCUGGAAACCUUCGACCGAGCCCUGACAGGAUGUCGUAUUGUAUAUGGGGCCUUGGAGGAAGAGGUCAGGGAUCUGGUGGAGAAGGCUCAACGUAAUGACCUCAAGUUCAAAGACAGGGCCAAAUACCUCUGGAAAGAAGAUACAUUCAAAGAACUCUUGACACAGAUAAGAGGACAGCAGUCGGCGCUCAGCUUGCUUAUACAGGGUCUACAAAUGGAGUCCAUGUCAGACAUCAGGAAAUUGGUUGAAGAUAACAGCGACAAACUCGAUCAGGUCGUCAAGCGGUCCAAGACAUUGCGCCAGACCCACCCGCGCAUCAUGGUCCCUGAAUCCAUCUUCAUGCAUGACAGCGGUGCCACAGAUGUAGCAGAAGCUCAAUCAGUAGUCAAGUCCGCGCAGUUCGAGUUUGACGAUCAGGUUGUCAACUCAAAAGCAUAUCAACGAGCCAUGGCACGCUACACAUUGAACGCAACGGACUUGGCUAAGUUUGAUCUCAAGAAUUUUGAAGCAACUGAGACUGAGGUCGGAGACGGAGAGUCUACCGAGAUUGGCACCAUACAAGGGCCUCAGCCAAGGCGCAACUCUCUAGUUGCGGCCAGAUCUGAACAACUCGUGGCUCAGAUCACCUCGGGGUCGGAAAUAGAAGAUCCAAUGGUUUUACCAAAGCCAACACAAGAUGUGCCGAAAUCAGAGGUCCAAUCUCCAGGGCUUCGACUUGCACACCAAGCUUCGCAUGUUGACCUCGCUCCAAAGCCGGCCAGCCCAGGGCUUCGUGUCCCUCGUCCGGUCUUCAGAAGCAGUGAAAUGCACGCUGUUUGGCUAGUACUGGUAGAGGCUGAACGUAAUUUCUUCGACCGCAUGACUCGGCUCAGGAAGUCGUUCUACGAUAACGUUGUAAGGCAAUGGCCUGCUCUCGAGCCGCAUCUAGGCAUUGUUUUGAUCGGCGAAAAGCUUGCUGCGACCAACAAGAAGCUCCUCUGGCUACCUAUGGAGCAGCAACUUCUCGAAUCUGACCAGGCAGUAUGUGAUCCUACCAUCUUCGAGACCUGGACCACGAAUAUACAACGUAUGUUCCGCGGGUACUGUCAAGCAUUGCCGCAUGCUCUCGGUGCGCUACGAGCAACUCAAAACAGCGACAGCAAAUUCACGCCGUUUGUUAACACCUUGGGUCUCAGCCUCGCCUACUUUGGCAAGAGUUGGGAGGAUUAUCUGAAGCUACCAAUCGUAGAACUUGAUCUGUGUAUCGAGAAGAUGCAAAGUUUCAUUAGCAUUGCAGCUGGUAUCAACCAUAUGGACGCAAACACUGAGGUACAGCGACUGACGCGUGCGCUUGAGGCCUUGUCGUGGCUGAAAUCCAAGUCCGCCGCGGUACUCGAGCAAUCGCAAAGUCAAGAAGACCUCCAGAACCUAGAACGGCGCAUACACGCACCCGACGCUGACAUUAUGUCGCGGCUCAAACUACGUGACGCCAGUCGGCGCGUAAGAUACCAGGGCGUUAUGACCAUGAAGUUCAAGAGCAAGGGGCCUUGGUACCCUGUGCACGUUGUGCUGCUUGACAACUUUCUGUUUUGGGGUGGCCUCAAACCACAAAAGAAAGGCACCGUUGAUAAGCUGGUAGUCAGUGAUGAACCGAUUCACGUCAAAGAGCUUGAAAUCCUGCUCCCGAGCGACCAACUUCAGUUCCAGAAGGCCACGAUGUUCGAUGAAGUGCCCAGAAACUCGAUUCAGUACAUCCUCAUGAUCAGGAGAAUGGAGCCUAAUGGCAAAGCACAUAUGCUCGGCUCACCGACAUACCAGGAGAGAAAAGCCUGGGUGACCCAUCUUGAAGCGGCAACUGGCACAAAAGCCGAAGUGGAGUGA
This is a messenger RNA of Boeremia exigua, 2070 nucleotides long. RefSeq lists its product as uncharacterized. The record is from RefSeq and is a predicted model, not a curated record. The transcript is spliced from 4 exons. Lineage: Eukaryota; Fungi; Ascomycota; Dothideomycetes; Pleosporales; Didymellaceae. Bases 1 to 2070 code for a protein of 689 amino acids.